AUGCCCGGCAGUGAUAACCAACUUGGGCCGCUAAACUUACAUGGUGUUUUCAGAUUGGACAAUCUCAUUUCAGGACGUAACAAUGCGGCGAACCCACUUCGAUUUUAUAGCGCAACAAUUCUAGUCACAAACGACGGAUUCUUACCGAAAACUAUACUUAUCGCUGAUGAUAUGUUUACCACAGCACUUUCGACAGGCGUAUUGUACGAAGUCAGCGGAUCUGUUGUGAACCGUUUCCAUCAAUAUCCCCCAAUUAUAUUUCCGGACUAUCAAACGUUACCGCCAAGAAUGGUGUUGUACCCUUGUGUUGCGGACGUGUCGGAUGAUAUCAAUGUGGCAGGUGUUGGCAAAGUUAUCAAAGCGACACUUCGGGAGUUUUGGAAGGACACAGCCCUGGUCGUGGCUCAUGAGGAUUGGGAUGCAUCGGAUCUGACCUGGGUCAAAUUUGUCUGCGAGUACAUUUGCCACCACGCGUCGCUAGAAGGGGUCCAGGAUGUCGAGAACCUUCUCGGUAAGAAAGUCCGCAUCUGCGGUUGCAUCAGGGGCUUUUGCGAGGUCAGAGAUUCUUGGAUCAUUACGAAUCAUUUAACGCUAUCAAUUUAUACAUACGCAUACAAUGCAAUGAGUUUUGAAAAUUGUAUUCCUUUUUAUGAGAAGGUUCGCGCACGUUGUCAAUUCACACUGAUAUGCAAAGUGUUCACGGGUACGGAGAUUCCCUACGUUCGUAUCUGUCGGCGGAAAACAAUAAAUUUACGGAAGGUCGCGAGGACCAAUCCGUUCUGA
Melampsora larici-populina 98AG31 is the source of this 783-nucleotide messenger RNA. RefSeq lists its product as uncharacterized. NCBI's taxonomy places the organism in Eukaryota, Fungi, Basidiomycota, Pucciniomycetes, Pucciniales, Melampsoraceae. The transcript has 4 exons. The record is from RefSeq and is a predicted model, not a curated record. The coding region runs from base 1 to 783 and encodes 260 amino acids.